Molecule: messenger RNA, 1654 nt
Organism: Dendroctonus ponderosae (mountain pine beetle)
Lineage: Eukaryota; Metazoa; Arthropoda; Insecta; Coleoptera; Curculionidae
Product: zinc finger protein 567
Exons: 4
Coding region: 110-1489 (459 amino acids)
Biological process (GO): regulation of transcription by RNA polymerase II
Cellular component (GO): nucleus
Molecular function (GO): DNA-binding transcription factor activity, RNA polymerase II-specific; RNA polymerase II transcription regulatory region sequence-specific DNA binding; zinc ion binding
Source: RefSeq, a predicted model, not a curated record
GACAGAACAACAGCUGCCUUCAUAUAUGUUUAUUUUUUUGACAGUGAAACGCUCAAACUUUUUCGCUUUCCUGCAUUUUCUACAAGAUAUUCUACGUUAAACCUCUAAAAUGGAGUUUAGCAGAUGUAGAUUGUGCUUAGAAAUGACCGACCAUUAUGUAGAAAUAUUUCACGAAACGUUUCCUGAUAUGAUCCACAAGCUAACGGGCCUCCAGAUUGAGCCCGAAGAUGGCCUGCCAACCACGUCUUGCCUGCAGUGCCACCAAGAAGUAAAAUCGGCUAUGUUAACGCGAUAUCAAAUCCUCAACUCCCACAAAAUCUUAAUGGAUGAGGUCAAAUUCAAUGUCGAGAAAUAUGUGGAAUACGUCCUAAAUACAUCUCCAGCUGAAAUGGGCGACACUAAAAAACCCACGUCAACCGACGAAACAAGUCCAAAACUAGAUAAAGCUGAGCGUUGUGAAGACUUAAGCCAUACAAAGAACGAGCCAUCUGAUCCGCAGUUAGUCCCAGUUGGCUCACUAGCCUCAAAUGAAUCAAAAGUAGGCAAGUGUGAAAUAACUGCAAACCUGAUGCCUGCCAAGAGCGCACUAUCCAGGCGAAGGCCCACUAGGAAGACCCCAAACAAGGAAAUAAAGUUCAGAAAGAAACGGAUCAACAGACAAAAAUCAGUAGAAGAAAAAAUCGAAUUCAAAAGAAAAGCUACUGGACCCCCGCUGUCUAUUAAAGUGCAAUACGACAUUAAGCCUGAGCAUCAGGAAUUUUUGAAAACUGUUAAUAGAAAGGAGAGGGUCGCUUGUCCGGACUGCGGCAGAAUCUUAUUUGGCAUGAACAUGAAAAACCAUUUAAUAACGCAUAAUUAUGAUCCAGUUGUUUGCGAUAUUUGCGGCAAAACGUCAAAAAACGCCCAGGCCCUGCAGGACCACAUUAAUUAUUAUCACAAAACCACCCCAGACAGGUACAUGUGCGAUAAAUGCGGCAAAGGCUACAGGGUGCGGUUCAUGCUGGAAAGGCACGAAAAGAAGGAACAUGGCAAUGGCGAAAAAGACUACGAAUGUUCGAUUUGUGGCAAGAAGUUUUACGAAAAACUGCAUUUGAAGACCCACAUCAAUAUAACUCACAAGAAAAUCAAACCCUACAAGUGCGAAUACUGCGGAAAAGAUUUCGGCAGAAGAACGCAGUUCGUUACCCAUCAACUAGUUCACACGAAGGAGAGUCGCUACCAUUGUCAAGUGUGCGGUAAAGGUUUCAAAAUCAAACAAACAAUGCAAACUCACUUGAAAGGCGUCCACGGGAUCGAAGAAGAGAAAACGAUUUUUUGCCAAAUCUGCCAGCGAGGCUUUUCCACCGCUCAUGGCCUUAGAGCACAUGUUAAUUCGCGGGUUCAUGGCCUGGAAAAAUGCGAGCACUGCUCAGAGUUUAUAACUGUGGAAUACAAAACUGUGCAUUUAAGAGACAUUCAUGGAAUUAAAUCCGAUGACUCUUAUAGCUAGCCUUUCAAGCUAAAAAAGGAAGUUAAAAUAAACCCAAGAGUCUAUGUACCAAGUAUUAAAAGGAGACUUAAUUACAGUAACUUUGGAGAAACAGCGCGAACUCUAAAUGGAAGGCCACUUGCAACCUUUUAAGGCGCUAAAUAAAAUUAAUUUACCUUUAGGUUG